Messenger RNA from Balearica regulorum gibbericeps (East African grey crowned-crane), 785 nucleotides. NCBI's taxonomy places the organism in Eukaryota, Metazoa, Chordata, Aves, Gruiformes, Gruidae. The record is from RefSeq and is a predicted model, not a curated record.
CAAAACCAAAUAGGAAGCUGACAUUCCUGUACUUGGCCAAUGAUGUCAUACAGAACAGCAAAAGGAAAGGACCAGAAUUUACAAAAGACUUUGCUCCAGUAAUAGUGGAGGCUUUUAAGCAUGUUUCAAGUGAGUCUGAUGAGAGUUGUAAGAAACACCUGGGCCGUGUGCUCUCUAUCUGGGAAGAAAGGUCUGUUUAUGAAAAUGAUGUAUUAGAACAACUUAGGCAAGCUUUGUAUGGAGACAGAAAGGUGAGGAAACGCACAUAUGAACAGAUAAAAGUUGAUGAAAAUAACUGUUCACCUCGAAGUUCUCCCACUGACCCUCCACAGACCACAGAUCUCAUUAGAGCAUUACAAGAACUAGAAAAUGCUGCCUCUGGGGAUGCAGCAGUUCAUCAGAGAAUAGCUUCUUUGCCUAUAGAGGUCCAGGAUGUGUCCCUGUUAGACAGAAUAACAGAUAAGGAAUCUGGAGAGCAACUGUCCAAAAUGGUAGAUGAUGCAUGUAUGUUGCUGGCGGAUUACAAUGGCAGGUUGGCAGCUGAAAUAGAUGAUAGAAAACAGCUAACUCGAAUGUUGUCAGACUUUCUCCGAUGUCAAAAAGAAUUCCUUGCAGAGAAAGAACAUAAGCUGGAAGAGUACAAACGCAAGCUAGCCAGAGUGUCCCAAGUACGGAAAGAACUCAGGUCACGCAUCCAGAACCUGCCUGAUCUCUCUCGACUUCCCAACGUCACGGGCAGCCAUGUACACCUGCCGUUUGCAGGAGACAUCUACGGUGAUGACUGA